CGCCGUCUGACUUGACAUACACGGCGGUCUUCGAGGGAAAAGUGUUGCUGUAAAAAAAAAAAAACACGACUAGAAGCUCAGCAGGAGCUCUGUCAGUCCCCCCCCCCCAAAAAAAGAAAAACAAACCGAGUGAGAGAACCGGAACCGCAGCAGGACCGUCUUCUUCUUCUUCUUCUCGGACAGGAGCAGCAAACAUGGCGGAGCUGAGGCACCGAGGAGCCAGAGACACCGAGGACAAGGGCUCUGACAGUGAGCUGAAGGUGGAGAAAGAUGGUGUGUCAGACAGUGAAACCAAAGUGGACUCAGGGGUCCCAGAUGUGCCCGUCCCUGCUGAUGACACGCCCGAGGUUCUCAACAAGGCCCUGUCUGGACUCUCCUCCAGAUGGAAGAAUUGGUGGGUCCGAGGCAUCCUGACCCUCGCCAUGAUCUCCUUCUUCUUCCUCAUCAUCUACCUGGGCCCCAUCGUGCUGAUGAUGAUUGUCCUCUGUGUUCAGAUCAAGUGCUUCCAGGAAAUCAUCACCAUUGGUUACAGCGUGUACCACUCGUACCACCUGCCCUGGUUCAGGACGCUGAGCUGGUACUUCCUGCUGUGUGUGAACUACUUCUUCUACGGUGAGACGGUUACAGAUUACUUCUUCACUCUGGUGCAGAGGGAGGAGCCGCUGCGCAUCCUCAGCAAAUACCAUCGCUUCAUCUCCUUCGCCCUCUACCUCACAGGUUUCUGCAUGUUCGUGCUGAGUUUGGUGAAGAAGCACUACCGUCUACAGUUCUACAUGUUUGGGUGGACCCACGUGACCCUGCUGAUCGUGGUGACUCAGUCUCACCUCAUCAUCCACAACCUGUUUGAGGGCAUGAUCUGGUUCAUCGUGCCCAUUUCCUGUGUCAUCUGUAACGACAUCAUGGCCUACAUGUUUGGCUUCUUCUUCGGCCGCACCCCUCUCAUUAAGCUGUCACCCAAGAAGACAUGGGAGGGAUUCAUCGGGGGGCUCUUUGCCACCAUCGUGUUUGGCAUCAUGCUCUCCUACGUGAUGGCCGGCUGGCGUUACUUCGUGUGUCCCGUGGAGUUCAACAACGACUCCAACAGUUUCCAGGUGGACUGCGAGCCGUCGGAGCUUUUCCAGCUGCAGGACUACGCUCUGCCCAGCGUCCUGGAGUCCCUCACAGGAUGGACCACGGUGCGCCUCUAUCCGUUCCAGAUCCACAGCAUCGCUCUGUCCAGCUUCGCCUCCAUCGUGGGACCUUUCGGCGGCUUCUUUGCCAGCGGCUUCAAGAGAGCCUUCAAGAUCAAGGAUUUCGCCAACACUAUCCCGGGUCACGGUGGCAUCAUGGACAGAUUCGACUGCCAGUACCUCAUGGCCACAUUUGUGAAUGUCUACAUCGCCAGCUUCAUCAGGGGCCCAAACCCCAGCAAGGUGAUCCAGCAGCUGCUGGCCCUCCGGGUGGAUCAGCAGCUCCACAUCUUCAACUCCCUGAAGACCCACCUGACAGAGAGGGGGCUCCUGCCGGCUCUGGAGGAGGCUGCCGCCUAAGACCACACCCCCACACACCGGCUCACCGCAAGACCAGAGAGGAGGGCGGCACCCGAGGGGGGAGGGGGGCCCUGUGCAGCUUUGGAGAUUUUUUUUGCGAGACUCGCAGCGCUUCGAGUGAGCUACAACUCAUCGGAGAAAAGCGGGGGGGGGACUUAAAAAAAACGACAGCCUUGGGUCAUUCCAUUUGCUGCGGGUCUGAGAGUUGAGCGUGAACGAUGUUUCUGACACCAGUGUGAAUUACUGUUACUCAUCAUAGCCAAUACAGCUACCUGUACACGGCAUCACCUCUCUAUACUUCUUAUCGUGUGUUGAUAUUUGUCUUCUGUUCAGUUUGAAUGCACCGCUCUCAGCCCUGUGCCUCACUGUAUUGUUACCCCAGGUGACCCCCCCCUCCCCCCCGACUCCUCGCUUAAAUUAAGUUUUAGUUUUCUUCGUUGUGAUGGAUUCUAUUUAUACAUAGAUGGUUUUUAUAUUUGGUAUGUUCUAUUAUAUCUUAAAGCUGUGUCUGUUUGUAUCAGACUGAAUUCACCCUUUGCCAUCAGCCACAUUUCAGUGUCUUUUUUUUGUUUUUCUUCAUAAUUUCAAGUCGCCCGUUUCAUGACAUCGUUUGUUUAUCGAGCAGCCAGCGACGUCCUCAGACGAGCAGCGUAGUGACCCCCGUAGAAUCUCAUGAGUACAGAAUCCAGCCGGGCACUUUGAAGCGUGCUGAGUGCUCAGCGGAAAGUUGUGUUGUGUUUGACGAUGGACGCCAGCAACUAUUUAUCUCUCCCCCUCACCUGGUCGCUUCAGUUUCAAUGGCAAGAGCAGAAAGAUGAGAUCACAGUAACAGAGAGGUUUUUUGUCACACAUGUUCAGUGAGGUGGAUGGGACAGUAAGAAGGAGGGCCGAGUGAUGGGGUCUACACGGUGCAUUUUAACCUACAACAUGACAAUCUGAUGUAGAGACGGUGUUAGUUUAUACUAUCAGUCAGAGUUUAAGAUGGUUUCCAGCAGGAUUCUGAUGCCACCCGCCAAUGAUUAUUGUCUUUAAAGGUCACAUAUUCUCCUCCUCUUCAUCCAGUUUAAAUAAGUCUCAGAGCUCCUCAAAACAUGUGUGUGAAGUGUCUUGUUCUAAAUCCACUCUGAUCCUGUAUUUGAUCAUGUCUAUAAACCCCUCUAUUUCAGCCCUGCUCAGAACAGGCUGUUUCUGUGUCUGUACCUUUAAAUAUGUAAAUGAGCGGUGUCUGACCACGCCCCCUCUCUGGAAGGGCUCGGGUGUCUCGGUCUUUCUCGCUCCAUGUCCUAUUGUUUACGGUGAGAAGGCAGACUCAGAGGACAGAACAAACACCUAGCUGUGGGAGUGUCACCCACCUGGGGGAGGGGCUACUGCCCUUUGUGAUGUCAUGAAGGGAACAUCUCCAAACGGCCUGUUUGAGCACACAUUUUCUGAAAAGUGGAGCAGGCAGAAGACAGAGAAGAUGGACUUUUCUCAUCAUUGGGGGGUUUGUAGACAGAAUAGAGACACAUAUUAGAGUUAGAGAAACAUGGUGGAUUUUAGAUAAUAUGUGACCUUUGAAGAUCAAGAUUUUUCUGUGUGCAGUCAUGUUGUUGGAAGUUAUGAUGCUGUCUGUUAAAGGAGCACUCGGCUGCCGAAGUAACCUUUUAGAAGAGGUACUUCUCUUCUGGACCAUGUUGUUAAAAAUGAAGACCCUGAGGCAGUCCAAGAGUGAGCGUGGCAAAAUCAAAAACACAAAUGUUUCACAUAAAGGGAUCUCGUGCAAAAUAUGGUCUUGUUGCAUCAAGGGAAAUGUUGGUUUACUGACUAGAGGUCAGCACAGAUGGGCACUGGUCUUAUCUGUAUCUGUUACUUGCAACUCAUCCAAUUUUAUAAAAGUGCAAAAUAUUUCUGGAGUUGCCGACACAAUCUGAGUUUUUAUUUUAUUGUAAAUAUAUAUAUGAUUUGACCUCAAGUGACUCUGAGUUGUUUAACUUCUGUUUGAACGAGUCAAAACCUCUUGGGAGAUUCCAAAUGUAAAAAUAUAUUAGACUUGCAGUUUAAUUUUUCAGAACUAUUAAAGGAGCAGUAUGUAACUCUGACCCCUAGUGGUUAAAAUAGGUACUGCAGUGUAAAUUCUAAACAUCAUAGAGAGCUGUCCCCCCCCCCCCCUCCUCUCUGGAGUCGAUGCUCACACAGGUCACCAUGUGGUGGACACUGAAGCUUCAGUGUUUAUCCAGCUCUGUAUGGGUCUGUAAACCUUUCUGUGUUCUAACCUCUCUCCAUUUUUCAAAAACAUCUCCAAUAUUGAUCCUAGUUUGAGCACGUUUCUGCUCGUGGAGCUUAUCAGAAACAUGCAGAGGCUUUUUAGGUCGAGUACAAUCACUUCUAUCUGAACCACUUCUCUUGCUGCUUCCAUCGCUGCAACACCUGUUGACCUGAUAACUGCUCUUAUAUCUGGCAAACUGAGGGGCGUCCAAAACGGCCGUGUGGGGGGGUGUCUUAAAAGCGCCUAUCUUCUCUGGUCCAAACAAAUCCAGAGCAUUCAGGAGCAGAAUCUAAAGUUAGAAGGAGGACAUACUGGCUGCUGCAUUGUUGUCAGAGAAGACAGCACUUCAACAUAGCAUGUUUCCUUAAUGUCUGAUCAUAUAGGAAGAUCACUUUAUCAUUUCACUCACUACACAUCUCACUGAUUGGACCUUUAAAGGGGUGUGACCGAGUGAACCUGCAAAUAGUCAUUGAUCUCAAGUUUCUGAGUUGCUUUGAAAAUUGUUGCCGGAGAGGAAUUGAGGCUUUGCUGCAAAUGUCGUUGACACUGAAACGCGAGAGACAACAACCAAUCACCUCAAGCCGCUCAUCAUGUUUUUGCACUGUCGUCAGUUUGUUUCUGUCCAAUCAGAGAGAGGAAUAGAUUUGUCCUCGUCAGUGAAAACCAAAACAACCCUUACGGAGGUGGUACAGGUGUUAGUUUGACGAGUGUGUUCAAAGGGACAAAAGAGCAAUAUGAGGGACGUGAAGGGUCCGUGUGUCUGUGUCAUUCCCUGUGUUCAGACUCUUCAUAUUGUUUGUGUAUUUACAAUCAAAUGACUCUAACUUUUGCUUCAUUAUGGGAAUCAAUCUGAGUCCACUACAUCGUUAUUAUUCUUUCAGACGGGAUCAACUCAUGUACAAUCCAACAUAUUUAUUCUAAGAUGUCACUGUCACUGCGUCCAUAUUUCAUUACCAUCAGUUUCACCACGUGUUUGAUUUGACUUGUGUGACAUCCCACCCGGUCUCAACUUUCUUAAAGUAUUUAUUUUAUGUACUGUAAGCAGGGGGCGUGUCCAGAGAGGUGGACUGGGGCGGCAUAGGCCCCCCCCUUUGAAAUGUCAUCUGCCACCCAUGGUGCCAAAUACAAAACCCUUAAGUAUGAUUGGUUAUUUGCCCUGUCAGGAGGCGGGACUUAUGUUAAAAUCCACCAAUCAGGCUGUAACGCAACAGGCAGCAUAGUUCUCAGUGUGCAGAUUUAAAUUGUGACUUUGGGCGUCCAUGUUGUUCAAAGUCAAUGAAGAAUAUGUUUGUUUGUGUUACUUAAAAGUCGAUGUGAUCAGUGCAGACAGAAGGGGGUAAAUAAAUGAUCUUCAUUCAUGUGUGCACACAAACUGCAGAGGGUGGUGUCCCAGUUGCCCCCCCCCCUCCAGUCCCAAAAAGUCUGGACACGCCCUUGACUGUAAGAAACCUUUUCAGAGUUAUUCUAUGACACAUUUAAAAAGAUGUUCAGAGACAUGUCGAGUGUUCUUUAGUAUUUUUGUUUAGAGGAAUAUUUAAAGAUAUUAUAGGAGAGCGUAUCGAGGAAGUAGAGGAGCAUUUCCUCUUCUUCAACCUCUCGCUGUGACUUAAGUGCUGUCUGGUGUUUUUCUAGGCUCCUCCCCCCAGUAGCUGUGUGUGUGUGUGUGUGUGUCGACCUACACUCGUAGCACUGUGUUGCAUUGUCUCCCCUCUCAGUAGACGACAGAGUCAAAGCGAGGAGUUCCUCUUAGGUCGCAGCUCUGUACUGCCAUUUCUCUGCCUGGUGUUUUACGGACAGGCCACUAGAGGGCGCUGUUUGAGUGUGUAACACUUGACGCUGCACUGAGCAGGAAGGUUAGAGCCUUUUUGUUUCUGCUGUUUGAUACAUUCCAGUACCUCUGAAGGUUUAGCUCACAGGGAGGCAUGAGGGACAAACGACCACUUUAAAGAACCCUGAUUGUCUUUUUUUUUUGGUUUCAUGGCACGCCGAGGCGGAGACACACCUUGUGCCAUUUUCAAAUCAAAAACAGUGCCACUUUACUGCCCAGCCAGGUCCCUCUUUAAGGAAUGUAUGGGAGACAUGUCUGUCCCCCACAUAUUAUAGCCUCUCCUCCCCUCCCCUUUUUAUUAUUUUGUGCUUAUUCUGAAGCUGUUUGAUUUCAUAUUCUUCUUCUUCUUCAACUGUGCAAUGCUUUGUGUUGAGUUGUACACUUGUCCAGGGAAACGUUGUAUACGGUGAAAUGUGCUUCGCCUCGGUUCAGAGAAAAAUUAAAGAUAUGGAAAAAUAAA
This is a messenger RNA of Labrus mixtus (cuckoo wrasse), 6062 nucleotides long. It is a transcript of the gene cds2, whose product is annotated as CDP-diacylglycerol synthase (phosphatidate cytidylyltransferase) 2. Gene Ontology annotation, molecular function: phosphatidate cytidylyltransferase activity. The transcript has 13 exons. NCBI's taxonomy places the organism in Eukaryota, Metazoa, Chordata, Actinopteri, Labriformes, Labridae. Gene Ontology annotation, cellular component: endoplasmic reticulum membrane. Bases 195 to 1529 code for a protein of 444 amino acids. The record is from RefSeq and is a predicted model, not a curated record.